GCACCCAGGUGAAGGAAGGGCUGACCUGCUGUGGAACAAGGAUGAAGGUGGUGGUCUGGUGUUGUGGGUCAUGUUCUGCCGGGAUCUGAGUUGUUCUAUUUGGCUGGAGACCCCGUUGCUUUGCCCCCCCGGAGGGGCUCUUUUCCUGGAAAAGCCGGGAAAAGCCAGGCGGGAGGAGCGGGAACCAUGAACCAGCAGCUGGAUCCUCCGCGGCCAAUCAACUGGACCAUCAGGAAACUGUGCGCCGCAGCCUUCCUACCAUCCGUACGCCUGCUCAAGGCACAGAAAUCGUGGAUAGAAAGAGCAUUCAGCAAGAGAGAAUGUGUUCAUAUCAUAGUGAGCGCCAAAGACCCCCAUAGGUGCUUCUGCGGCCGUCUGAUUGGUCAGCACAUUGGCCUGCCCCCCGGCAUCUCCUCCAGUCAGAAUGAUAAGGCGGAGCGUCUGGUUAAGAAUGACAGCCUAUCGGAGAAAUGGUCUAUCAGCAAACACACCCAGCUCAGCCCCACCGACGCCUUUGGAACCAUCGAGUUCCAGGGAGGGGGCCACUCUAACAAAGCCAUGUAUGUGCGUGUGUCCUAUGACACCAAACCAGAACUCCUGCUGCACCUUAUGACUAAAGAGUGGCAGCUGGACCUUCCCAAGCUGCUCAUCUCAGUGCAUGGGGGCCUGCAGAACUUUGAGCUGCAGCCCAAACUCAAACAGGUCUUUGGCAAGGGCCUCAUCAAGGCUGCCAUGACAACGGGAGCCUGGAUCUUCACUGGCGGGGUCAACACAGGGGUGAUCCGGCAUGUGGGUGAUGCGCUGAAGGACCAUGCCUCUAAAUCCCGGGGGAAGAUCUGCACUAUCGGCAUUGCCCCCUGGGGCAUUGUGGAGAACCAGGAGGACCUGGUGGGAAAAGACGUGGUCCGACCGUAUCAGACCAUGUCCAACCCGCUGAGCAAGCUGACUGUGCUCAACAGCCUGCACUCCCAUUUCAUCCUGGCCGAUAAUGGGACAACAGGGAAGUACGGUGCAGAGGUCAGACUGCGUAGACAGCUCGAGAAACACAUCUCCUUGCAGAAAAUCAACACACGUAUUGGUCAGGGAGUGCCAGUGGUGGCUCUGAUAGUGGAGGGGGGUCCUAAUGUGAUCUCCAUCGUGUUAGAGUACCUAAGGGACACGCCACCUGUGCCCGUGGUGGUGUGUGAUGGGAGCGGGCGUGCUUCGGACAUCCUGGCAUUUGGACACAAGUACUCUGAGGAGGGAGGGAUCAUAAAUGAGUCUCUGAGGGACCAGUUGCUGGUGACCAUCCAGAAGACCUUCACGUACAGCCGGACCCAGGCCCAGCACCUCUUCAUCAUCCUCAUGGAAUGCAUGAAGAAGAAGGAGCUGAUAACCGUUUUUCGGAUGGGGUCUGAGGGACACCAGGACAUUGACCUGGCCAUUCUCACUGCUCUUCUAAAAGGUGCCAACGCAUCGGCUCCUGACCAGCUCAGCCUGGCCCUGGCGUGGAACCGAGUGGACAUUGCCCGCAGCCAGAUCUUCAUCUACGGACAGCAGUGGCCUGUGGGUUCUCUGGAGCAGUCUAUGUUGGAUGCCCUGGUGCUGGACAGAGUGGACUUCGUCAAGCUGCUGAUCGAGAACGGAGUGAGCAUGCAUCGCUUCCUCACCCUCUCCAGACUGGAGGAGCUCUACAACACGAGGCAUGGACCAUCCAACACACUACACCACCUGGUCAGAGACGUCAAAAAGGGUAACCUGCCACCAGACUACCGCAUUAGUCUCAUUGACAUCGGAUUGGUCAUUGAGUACUUGAUGGGCGGAGCUUACAGAUGCAACUACACCAGGAAGAGGUUUAGAACUCUGUAUCAUAACCUCUUUGGACCCAAAAGACCCAAAGCCCUGAAACUGCUGGGGAUGGAGGAUGACAUGCCGAUCCGGAGGAGUCGCCAGAAGACUACACGUAAGCGGGAGGAGGAGGUGGACAUUGACCUGGACGACCCUGAGAUCAACCAUUUCCCCUUCCCCUUCCACGAGCUGAUGGUGUGGGCCGUGCUGAUGAAGAGACAGAAGAUGGCACUGUUCUUCUGGCAGCACGGGGAGGAGGCCAUGGCCAAAGCCCUGGUGGCCUGUAAGCUGUGCAAGGCCAUGGCCCACGAGGCCUCUGAGAACGACAUGGUGGACGACAUCUCACAAGAGCUGAACCACAACUCCAGAGAGUUUGGACAGUUGGCUGUGGAGCUGCUGGACCAGUCAUACAAGCAGGACGAGCAGAUGGCCAUGAAGUUGCUGACCUAUGAGCUGAAGAACUGGAGUAAUGCCACCUGCCUGCAGCUGGCCGUGGCCGCCAAGCACCGUGACUUCAUCGCCCACACGUGCAGCCAGAUGCUGCUCACUGACAUGUGGAUGGGACGCCUGCGCAUGCGCAAGAACUCUGGGCUGAAGGUGAUCUUGGGCCUGCUGCUGCCUCCGUCCAUACUGAGUCUGGAGUUUAAGAACAAGGAUGAGAUGUCGUACAUGCCUCAAGACCAGGACACCUACCUGCAGGAGAAGGAGGAGGAAGAGCCCGAGCCCGCCAAAGAAAAGGAGGAAGAGGACAUGGAGUUCACAGCCAUGCUGGGUAAGGUAAGCACGGAGGCGUCUCGUAAGAAGGGUGUGGGGGAGGUCCAGAAUAGGCACCGGCUCAUCCCCAUGGGCCGGAAGAUCUACGAGUUCUACAACGCCCCCAUCGUCAAGUUCUGGUUUCACACAAUGGCCUAUGUGGCGUAUCUGAUGCUGUUUAACUAUAUUGUGCUGGUGAAGAUGGACCUGUGGCCCUCACCGCAGGAGUGGAUUGUCAUCGCUUACAUCUUCACCAAUGGCAUCGAGAAGAUGAGAGAGAUUCUGAUGUCGGAGCCGGGGAAGCUGUUGCAGAAGGUGAAGGUGUGGCUCCAGGAGUACUGGAACAUCACGGACCUCAUGGCCAUCCUCAUUUUCUCCGUGGGCAUGGUUCUCCGUCUCCAGGAGCCGCCAUUCAUGAGCUACGGAAGGGUCAUCUACUGCGUUAACAUUAUCUAUUGGUACAUCCGGCUGCUCGACAUCUUUGGCGUCAACAAGUACCUGGGCCCAUAUGUCAUGAUGAUCGGCAAGAUGAUGAUUGACAUGAUGUACUUUGUGAUAAUCAUGCUGGUGGUGUUGAUGAGUUUUGGGGUGGCUCGGCAGGCCAUCCUGAACCCCAAUGAGGACCCGUCCUGGAUGCUGGCUCGGAACAUAUUCUUCAUGCCCUACUGGAUGAUCUAUGGAGAGGUGUUCGCCGACCAGAUCGACCAUGUGCAUAGUAGGAAGCUAAAGCACAGGCUGAAUUCAAAACUCUGGAUGGUCGAAAAUCAAUUUCGAGCACAUGGAACCUGGCGUAAUAAUGCUCCCUGUGGCCAGAAUAUCACCGCGGACGACGGGCAUGUUGUGAUUCUGCCGCCAUGUAAGACGGGAGCUUGGAUCGUUCCUGCCAUCAUGGCCUGCUACUUGCUGGUGGCCAACAUCCUGCUGGUCAACCUACUCAUAGCUGUCUUCAACAACACCUUCUUUGAGGUGAAGUCCAUCUCCAACCAGGUGUGGAAGUUCCAGAGAUACCAGCUCAUCAUGACCUUCUACGAGCGGCCCAUCCUCCCCCCUCCCCUCAUCAUCUUCAGUCACAUGACCAUGGUCCUCAAGCACCUGUGCUGUCGCUGGCGGAAGCACGACGAUGAAGAGAGAGAUUAUGGCCUUAAGCUCUUCAUCACUGAAGACGAGCUGAAGAAAGUUCAUGACUUUGAGGAGCAGUGCAUUGAGGAGUACUUCCGUGAGAAAGAUGACCGCUUCAACUCUUCGAAUGACGAGAGGAUCCGAGUGACGUCAGAGAGAGUGGAGAAUAUGGCUAUGCGUCUGGAGGAGGUGAAUGAGAGAGAACAUUUCAUGAAGGCAUCUCUACAGACCGUGGACAUCCGUCUGGCCCAGAUGGAGGAGCUGAUUGGUCGGAUUGCUGUGGCUCUGGAGCGAGUCACGGGAGUGGAGCGGGGAGAGGUCAACAAGGCCCGCUCUCGCACCUCCUCCGACUGCACAGACUCAGCCUACGUGCUGCGUCAGGGUGAGUGCCCAGAUGCAGCAUACUUUUUGCGCCAGAGCAGCUUCAACAGCCAAGAGGGGAACUCCUACCGACUCAAUGAAGGUGCAGAGGGCUCCAUGUCGCCGCCCUCCCCCACCAGUCUGGCCAUGCGCACACGCAGCCACUCUUUCUACAUGGGGGGAGGUCGCGAUCGAGCCGGGGCAGACCGGGCUCACCGUUUCCUCAAGGAGCACUCCUUCAGCCUGCAACGAGCCAAUAGUUCACAGUCGGUGGCCAUGUGCUCUGCCCCCAAGGAGUCUAAGCCCCUCCCACUGGCCACGCUGUCCGUCUCCCAGCAGCACCGCCCCUCUUCCUGCGUCGACAUCUUUGUGUCGGCAUCCGAGGAGGAGGGGCCAGCCAAGGUCUUCUUCGACCCACUGAGGAUGGCCCCUCCCCUCCGGCCUGACUCCUCGCUCCACUCUGAGAUUAUGGAGGCGGUGCUGUCGAGCGGGAGGGACUAUGGUGGAGGCAGCGGGUUGGGCGACAGACACUCUGAGGGUGGGGCCGUGUUCGAGGACAGCGUGGCUGCAGACCUGUCACUAUGCUCCGCCAACCUGCUCCCAGAUAACACUGUGCCGCUCUGGGAACUGGACCCCUCUCCUCCACCAUCAGCGGGCCUGUUGGAGCGCUCCAAAAGCAGCCGCUACCUGUCCACUGGCGGCGGGGGCUACCUGGAAGAGCCUCAGCUGGUCAAGUCUCACAGCCUCAUGUUCACACCGCGAGGGUGCUAUGGAGGCCUAGGUGCAGGAGUUCAGGUCAAAGCGGCUGAGUACACCAGCAUCACCGACUGCAUAGACACCAGGUGUGUCUCUGCCCCUUACUCCACCGACGACUGUUGCCACUCCCCCGGAGGCUCUACCUCAUUCCCCUUUGACAAGCCCCCUGACAUGAGCUCCUCCCACCCAGAGCGCGAGGCCGAGCUCAGCCACACAGAGUCAGAACCUGAAGACCUAGAGGAAAUGGCCCCUGCCCCCGAGCCCCGUCGCACGGUGAGUGGCUUAGGAGGGGCGAGUGGAACCCCCUUCUGCUCGCCAUUCUCCAGGCUGGAACGAGCCAACAGCUGCUCCUCAGACGACUCCUCCCACCCAUCCUUGGCCCCUCCUCCCCACAGAAAAAGCAUGUCGGUCAGUGAGAGCAUGGAGAGGGGUGCAGACCGUGGGAUUCUGGGGGAACCCAGGAACCCCUUCCUGAGGAGCAAGUCUGGGGCGCGGCCUGACGCCAAGACAGACAGCCUCUCCAUGAGGAAGCUGACCACCCCCUCUGCGUUCCGCAGCUUCAACAGCAGACACAACUACACGUGACAAUUAUGAAGGGAACAACAAUGGGACAGGGCACAUUCUGUUAUACAGGACCAUAGGGCUGGCUCGGGGGAAAGCAAGGUCUAUGGGGAGGGAACCUACCAGUCUUAAACAAAGUGCUAUGAAGCUAGGGUAGUUCUGACCUCCUCCUCAAGCUGACUCUCAUUGCAUGUUUGGUAACGGAGGCUAUGUACCUUGUCUGUCUACCAUUUGUUUUGUCAAGUCAACACACUAAUGCAUCACAUGUCACAGAACACUAGUCUAGUCCACAUAGAAAGUAUAGAGAAAAACAUUUCUACUAAUAACAGGUUAGUCAGAGUCUUUAGAAAAUGAUCAACUUGGCCACCUGACAAUAUAUGACUGUAGGUCAGUAUUGCCAAAUUUCCUCAGGUUCUCCUUAUUUUCUCUUUGCCCUUAAACCGCCCAUACCCAUGGAUAUUUUGUGCUUCCACCACAGACAUAGCACCGCAUUCUACUGUAACUGCAUGCUACAACAGCAGCAUAAUUUGUAACCUAGUCUCCAGGGUAAUUGUACGUAUUGCAUAUAAGCCUGAAACGCCAACUACUCAAAUCUGGCCUAUGUGGUAUUAAAAAAUAGUCAUGGCUCCGAAUAAAAAAAACGUGUGGAGAGCUGAGGUGUUCGGAGAGAGGUGAUUGAUUAGAAAUAAAGCCAAUGGCUAUUGGUCGGGACUUUUUCCUGAUAAUUCUUGGAAGCUUGGAAGCUGUUGUUGGAAGCUUUGGAAGCUGAUGUUGGAAGCUUUGGUCCACCAGACCAUCUGAACAUUAGGGGGAAGGGUCAGGUGAACUAGAUUACAGCAGUAGUGACUGUAGUAGAACACACAUAGAGACCAGUCAGACGUUUUUUAUUUUUUAGUUUUUAUUGAACCUUUAUUUAACUAGGCAAGUCAGUUAAGAACAAAUUCUUAUUUACAAUGACAGCCUACUGGGCAACAGUGGUUUAACUGCCUUGUUCAGCGUCAGAACGGCAGCUUUUUACCUUGUCAGCUAGGGGAUUCAAUCCAGCAGACUUUCGGUUACUCUAACCACUAGGCUACCUGCCACCCCAAACUGGUGGUGCAGAUUGAAUUUCUGGAUAUAAUAGGGCUCUAUUAUGUAUAAUGUAUGUCCCUGAUUUAAAGUCCAUGCACACUGACAGUCAGGUAGCAUUGACCCAACAGAGUUCCAGGGCACUCAAAUAUAUUACCUCCAUGAACUCUGUAACAAGGAAGAUGGAAUAUUUAGUUAAAUGUAGACUCAUCGUAAGUGUCUAUCUAUUUACUUGCGUUGUCCAAUCCCCAGUCACGUGGGUUUAUUGUCACUGUGGCCUACAGUGUAGAGGAAUAAACACGCACACACACAUAAUCAUACAUGCACUCAAAGUGUAUGAAAUGGGUGAAGAAAAUCCAAAACAAUUCCACUAAUGUAACAGAUUGUUUGAUAGCACCAGCACCAUCCCAAUGUUAUAAGUAUUUCCCUUAGAUCGCCUUUUCUCAGUAAAAAAAACUCCGAACUGGACACAAGAGGGAGCUGUGACCCUAUUUAGAGAGUCCUUCAUCCUAAGCAGUAUGCCCACUAUGAAAUUGCAACACUUCAAAAUCAAAACGAUUAAAGUAGCCUUUUUAGCAUCCAAACACCAUUCCUUUCAUUUCUGUGGCAGCAGAAUUCUGUUGCUUGGGUCUGACAUCAGUCUCAAGUAGCCAGACAUUUUAAUCUCCUGUUCGGUAUGAAUAGUGAGCUUCAAGAUGAGAAGGCUGGAAAGCAAGACAGACACUAACAUUCAUACCGUCCUUCUGACCUUUUUUUGCAGUCAUUCGUGAUUUCUUCUAUUCAAAUUGAAGCACCAGACUGACCAAUGUAAUCACCUAGAAUGGUAAACUUAAACCGGCAGAGAAUUGUCUGCAAAAAUGUGUAGGACUACAGAAUACUGUAUGUAUGAGUAGGCUAGAAGAGAAUGGUUAGAUAACGGAAUUCCACAAGAUGGAGUUAUUUGAAACAUUUGCAAAAGAGUCAGCUCUAUGAAUCGUAUGCAUUUUAUGAGAGGUAGAGACACCUUUCAAGUUAAUAUAAAAAGGAAAUGGCAGAGAACCAGUGUUUUUUUAAAUCCCUUAACGCAUAAUAAUCUGACUGGUGUGGAAUGCCUGUUACCACGUGUUUGUAAAGAUGGAAUGAGAUGAGUAACAUUUACAUCACAGGUUCUCAAAAAAACAAGAUACGUUUGUGUUUUAUAUUUGAUCAGUAUUACAUCACUUUAAUUGAAUUACAUUGCAAUUGUUUUGAUUGCUUAUAUUGACCUAUUUCUUUGCUUACAAUGAAUAAUUGAAUGGCUGAUUGAAAUACGAACUGACUAUUUAUACCUUCUCAGUGCUUUUUUUGUCAAAUUUAAAGUAUUGAAUUAUUACAAGCUUUUAACAUGUAUAAAAAGUGUCACCUAUAAGCACUGAUGUAUUAUAUGGUUAAUUAAUAACUUAACUUAAUAUAUCAUGUGAUUAAUUACUAUAUUGUACAUUGCAAUCACAAGUAUUGAAUCAUUUGUUUAUAUUGUAUGUUCUUGAGCAGCUGUCAAAGAGAAAGAGAAAUAUAUUUUUGAAUGUUGGAUAUUUUAAAGCAAUACUCCUCUACAAGCAUUACCAAACUGAGGGUGCCUUUCAAGCAUGCGGUGGCUAUUUGAAAUUCACAGUAAUUAAAACAUUUACAAGAAAUCUGCACGUUGAUUUUGUUUGUAACUUUUCUCGUGAAUCUAGUUACACAAUUAGGACCCAUGGUAUUAUUUUCCUGAAUUUCUUAACUGUGGGGAUAAUGCAGUCCAAGUUGUCACAGUGUUUUGUCGUACACUGGAUAAAAACAUUGAUUUCAAUGUGCAAGACCUAGGAGAUAGACCUAGGAGACAGACCUAGGAGAUAGACCUAGGAGAUAGACCUAGGAGACAGACCUAGGA
Molecule: messenger RNA, 8332 nt
Organism: Oncorhynchus gorbuscha (pink salmon)
Lineage: Eukaryota; Metazoa; Chordata; Actinopteri; Salmoniformes; Salmonidae
Product: transient receptor potential cation channel subfamily M member 3-like
Exons: 26
Coding region: 187-5400 (1737 amino acids)
Biological process (GO): protein tetramerization; monoatomic cation transmembrane transport
Cellular component (GO): membrane
Molecular function (GO): monoatomic cation channel activity
Source: RefSeq, a predicted model, not a curated record